Panicum virgatum (switchgrass) is the source of this 1519-nucleotide messenger RNA. RefSeq lists its product as uncharacterized. Lineage: Eukaryota; Viridiplantae; Streptophyta; Magnoliopsida; Poales; Poaceae. Bases 186 to 1031 code for a protein of 281 amino acids. The record is from RefSeq and is a predicted model, not a curated record. The transcript is spliced from 12 exons.
GCUCCCGAGAGCCGGGACACGUGAGCGCCGCGCCUGCCGCUGCGGAGCAAACGCCAAACGUGUCGAGCUCCAGCCGCGAAGGCAUCCGGCAUCCAGGCUCCGCUCCGCUCCUCAGCGCUCGCCGCCAGCCCACAAGAGGACAAGCUCGCACGCUCCGCGCAUCCUCAGUCACGCCGCCGCUGCGAAUGCCCGCUCCGGGGUCCCGCCGGCCGCCGCCGCUCCUCCUCCUCCUCCUCCUCGCGGCCGCAUGCAGCUGCGGCCCCGCUGGUGCGGGGGGAGGCGGCUCCUGCGAGCUCUCCGUCGCGCGCGGCGGCGAGCUCUACAGCUUCGCUCUCGCGGCGCCGACGCCGGCGCACCGCCACGGCGUCCUCAGCGAGGACGGGUUUUACAAGGUGGCUGUGAAUGAUUCCAUACUCUGGUUCCAGCUGUGCGAUGAAAUGCUAUUCAACUUUGACCCACCUAUGUGUCUUAAUUGUGAGGGCUGUGGCGGUCCAUUGAGGUGCGGAACCCAGUGUAGUGCACUUGUGUCGAAUAAUAUUGGAGGGUAUGAUGUUUGCACAACCCUUGGGAGUUUAUCUAAAUCCCAUUUAUCUCUAAUUGACGAGAAUAAUCCUCAAAAGGGUGUUGUUGUUAAGAUGUUCUCAUCAAAGUGUUCUAUUUCUGUUUCUGUCCUUUGCGAUUCAAUUGUAGCACAAGUACCAGGCAAAUUCGUCAUAUCUGGUGAUUGUGAUUAUGCUACAACAUUUAAGCACCCUUCUGGUUGUGCAAGAUCUGUUUCUGCUUCUGGAAAUGGCUGGGGAUGGUUAGGCACUUUGUUCAUAACAAUACUGUCCCUUCUUGGAGGUUACAUUUUGAUUGGAGCAGUUUAUAGAUAUUAUUUCCUUGGCAUUCAUUCUGUAGAGGCCAUUCCAAACCUGCAAUUUUGGAUUGGUUUGCCGCAACGAAUUAAGACCAUGUUUGUUCCUGCAACAAGAAGCCACGUAAGUUAUAGCAGAGAUGCUCUAGGUGCAUAUACCCCAGGAAACCAUUGAAAAGGUGGCAUCCUAGAAAGUUUAUGGGCAGCAAUACAGUUAAAAGUCAUUUAUGUACUCAACAUCAGGACAAAUCUUUGAUCUUGCCAAGACACCAGCUUGCUGCUUGGGAACCUUUUGCACGAAGAUGACCUUACAAUCUGCAUAAUACAAUCUCUCUGUCCAAAGGAACUUGUACGUCUAUGAUAUGCAACUGUAAGUUUUGACAGUUUUCAGCAACUGGAUGCUUGUGCUCUGGACAAGGGCAACAGAUAGGAUAAGAUUGAGACCUCCAAUUGUGGGUUGUUACUUUGUUCUCGGAAGCCACAAGUCUUUUGGCAUUGGCCUCAACUUUCUGUGGAUAAAAAUUCUGAAAGCUAGAAAUACCUUCAUGGAAGGUAGAUGAAUCACUCUUGUGAAAACGUGGUGAAAGCAAUGUGAUGCGAAACUAUCGUGAUUCGUGAGCAGACAAACGAAUUAUUAUCUAGAAGAAUGGUAAUUUUUCUUCA